Messenger RNA from Belonocnema kinseyi, 4814 nucleotides. It is a transcript of the gene wake, whose product is annotated as ankyrin repeat and fibronectin type-III domain-containing protein 1. The record is from RefSeq and is a predicted model, not a curated record. Lineage: Eukaryota; Metazoa; Arthropoda; Insecta; Hymenoptera; Cynipidae. Gene Ontology annotation, molecular function: protein binding. Gene Ontology annotation, biological process: regulation of establishment of bipolar cell polarity; establishment of mitotic spindle orientation; signal transduction. Gene Ontology annotation, cellular component: spindle. The transcript has 11 exons. Bases 1 to 4707 code for a protein of 1568 amino acids.
AUGAAAUUCCGAAAAGAAUCUAGCGCAAGUCCAAAUAUGGAGCUGCUCUCUCGGCGGUAUUCGACCAGCAAAUUAUCUACUUUUAAGAGAACCAAAUCCUUCCGAGCUUCUGGUAGACUUAUGUCCAAGAUCCGAAACCACACAAACCUCAACUUGAACCAAAUGUCGUCUCCAGUUUCACUGCAUCCGAAAGGAUCAGAGCCGAAAACCAGUCAGUGGAGUCUUCCAUUUCUCCAUAAAAAAGAAGAAUCUUCGGAAGGAUCGAAGAAGACUGCAAAAAUGCCUCAAAAAAUCAGAGCCCGUAAAAAGACUGAUGAAAAAUCGGAAACCCUCGAUGCCAAGAUAAGAGCGUCUACGGAAUCCAGCAAAAUAGCUAAGGAUCUCAAGCAAAAGCUCUCUCUGGCGAAUCGAAUCAUGGGCAGACACCGAAAAUGCUCGCAGGAUGGCGAUAAAAUUACAGAUAAGCACAAGAGUCAAGAGAGCAGUAAAUCGAGUAGUAACGAGCUUCUUCUAGAAGUUCAACCUAAAGAUCCGGAGAAACUAUCCGGAAAAAGGGUAUACCCAAAUCACCCGACUGGAGAAUACAGCUCCUACGAGAAUCCUACUUUCUGUUUAGACAGCUCGAUCGAUUCUUCUGUGUCGAGCUUCUUUCACGAAGUGCAACCUGGAGACCGAGAUGCUCUUGAACAGUCAAUCAAAGAAAGUGCCAGUAAAGAAAAUUCUUCUGAGAUCAAAAUGUUCGACUCACAAGAAGUGGAAGCUCUGACGAUUGUUGUAGAUUCAGAAAAAGAUAAGGAGCCUCUGUCAGCAGAUAACAAGGCACUUUCGGUAAAUAACGAUCUGAAUAUGGAGACUCGUAACUCGAAGAAUAAUAAAAGCUUCAGAAGAUGUUGUCGAGUAAGGGCAGAUUGGAGAAAGAUUGGAGAAACAAAGUACGAUAAUUACCAGAGAAUGAACCAAGAAGACCAAACAGAGAACAAGCUCUCGAUCAGUGGGGUCGUUUUGAGGAGCUCGAAGAAUAAAUUUGAUGAGACUGGUACCAAUACCCGAUGUCAUUCACGUAUAGUUGAGGAUCCUUUUUGCGAAAAAGUUUCAGCAAACUCGUCCAAGUUCGUGAGGCCGAGAACGGUCGAUAAUAUUGCCAACUUCUGGAGCGGUGGCCGAAGCAGCUUCCGGGUUAAGAGGACUGGUCGGAAAAAGCUCUCACAGGAGUCUAAGGAGCUGGAGUCCUUUAGCCAUGACCGCGUUUUUGUGACAACCACUUCAGGAUCAAAGCGGCAAUCGCAACAAGGGAUGGAGUUCCUGGAGGGCUUUGGAAAAAAGAAGAAUCAGCAGCAACAACAUCAUUUUAACAACUUGUCUUUGAUUCACAUCAAUCCUCUCACAACACAACCUUCCCUGAAUAUACACUUGCAUGCUUUGUUUGCAGCUGUUGAACACGGUCACUUGGAUAAGGCCAGGACCAUUUUAGAGUCGACGGAUGUAGAUGUAAACAGUGUAAAUAGUGACGGUUUAUCUCCACUAGACGUUGCAGUCUUGAGUAACAACAGAGCUUUAGCAAAGAUGUUGGUUACAUUUGGUGCACAAGAAGGGAAUCAGUUCAAAUCGCCGGAGUCUUUGGGUAGUCAUUUGGCAUCCCUGCUGUCGGAAGCUGAACACAGAGUUCAAGAACUUGGUGGUAGUACUUCUGGAAGUGGUGGCACUAACCUUUUAGAACCCGUGAGUCAUAGGUCCAGUUUCUCCGCACAACACAACAAUUUGACAGGAUGCUCGGGAAAUACAGAAGACAAACAACUAGCUCUUUGGGAGAGGAGGGCACGUGCUUUAAGGAAGAUGUUGCUGGGAUUUGAUCAAGCAAGACCUCCGGAUAUGCCGUAUUUGGUAACAGCGGAUGUUACCGGUACGACAUCCGUCACAGCCAAAUUUCAAGAAUCUGAUUCGCAUGAUUCACCAAUUUGCACAAAGUUCAAAGUUCAGUGGAGCGUGCAAGACGAUUUCUCGAUUAUCUGCGGCGAAAAAGAGGUCCUUGACAUGAAGCAGAGAGAAUGUAGAAUCGAUGGCCUUGUACAAGGUCAGAGAUAUUAUUUUAGGGCAGCUGCCGGAAAUUUGAAAGGCUAUAGCAGAUAUAGACCUUCAACUCCAGCUUGCGUAACUCCAAGCAGUUGGCGAGAUAUUGAUGGAAAAGUGCCAAGAUUUGCUGGCCGAUUGGAGCAAUUAGAUAACCUCUUCGCAGACAUACGUCGUCCUGAGUACACACAAGAGACACCAGCCGUACAGAGGCGUAAUCAUAAGAAAAAAACCACAAUAAAACAAUUAUUCACGGCCACGAGUAAAUUCCAGAAAAACCUGAGGCGAGGAGUGUUCCUUGCUUGUCUUCUCUAUCACGAAGACAAAGUGCUGGUAACAAAUGAAGACUUUCUACCAGUCAUUGAAGUAGAUGAAACGUACCCUAGCUGUAUUUACAACGAUUUUCACUGGCUUAUGAAGGUCGCCUGCACCUGGGAUGACGUUAAGACUCUCAGGCAGGAUAUGGAAAAGACUCAUAGUAGUUCUACAAAUCAUUUUAGGAUAAAAUUACUCCAAGCUGCUUCUCAGAUGCAGGCGGCCCUAUGCACACAAGACUUAGGACAACUGUAUUACAAGCCAAUUCGGGACAUUCAAGGCACGUUGGUAUUUUCGACAGUCAACUACGUUAAAACACCAAAGUUGGUUUCCGUCCUGAACAGUAGGUGGUUACCUCUGAGCAAAGUUACGAAGAAGAUUAUCACCCAUGAAGACAGCAAUGUGACAGAAAUUCUCAUGGCUAGUAUCCAGGAGCAAAUGACUUAUCAUCAAGUUAGUAGCAUCAAGUUGUCAAAGGGACUUUACCUCGGAUACCUCAAGAUGCAAAGCAGCGUGGAUCUCAUACAAGUGGUUGUACCUGUCAAAUCACCAAACGUCCUGCCUCACUGCAAAAUUCGAGAAAAUCCUCAUGUCUCUGCUGAAGAAUGGGAAUACUUGAAAACGAUGACCCGAAUUCAUGCGUCAAAUGCAUCAACCUUGCAAGAUGCGGAAGAAAAGGAGAACGCUUCAAAUGAAUGUCAAGGAACAGAACAGCAAAAGCAGUUUAUCGAUAUGGUCUCGGCAACCGCGAAGCGUUUGUUCAAUCACAUGGAAAUCAGUCCGGAAGAUUCCCUCAGUCACAGGCUCUACGAUGCGGAAGUGAUCGAUCUCACCCACGAAGUGUCAUUCUUAAUCGCAGUUCCCCCAGCUGAAACUGCUUGUUCCGUCCCUGGUACCAGAGAAAUCCUGCUUCAAAGAGGAGAUCUCUUAUCGUUACCAAUUCAAGUUUUCGAGAUGGUACACCUUAAUACCUAUCAAAAGGACGUCAUAAACCGCUAUUCGAGACUGAGUUGCAUUCUGGAAUUGGAUACAGCUCAGGCGCAACAUAGUCACAGAGAGGCUUUCAGUACGACUGAGUUGAACAUCGCGAAAGGCAAACUCAAUAGACUUCAGGAUAUUCAAAUUCAAAUGAACACUGUCUGGAAAGGCGGUAGAUGGCUUAUUGAUGUCAUCACUUUUGCGAGGGAUAGAGGAUCGUCUCAGCCGAAUUCCCAGUCUGCUGGAAUAUGCAUAAAACACCUUUUGAGUCUGGACAGAAACAAGAACAGUGGCAACAGUCUGAAAAGGAGUCUCUUACAGCUUCCUCCAAGAGAUCCAAAGCUCGUAAAAUCCAGUCCAGGAAGAGGCAGUUGGCCCGGUCCCAACAUAACAAACUCCUCUUCUAAUCUACUGACUACCGAGUUCAGUAAAAGCGAACAGCAAUUACCUAGCAGCCAAUACAUUCGAAAAGGAAGCAAUACCUCCAAUAUAUCAUCUGGGUCAGAAGCAGCUAAAUCCACACUCCCAGUGAGCAGCACAAGCAACUUGACCAACAGCAAUAGUACAGGAAACCACCACUUGAAUCCUCUGCAGAAUGUGAGACUUCCACCGUCCAAGUCAGAAGAUACCCUCCUAUUAGCAAAGUACAAACACAGUCCAAGGAAUCGAUCCGCUACCGUCACUUCCGUUUCGGCGACCACUAGUCCUCUGAUGAGCAUAAAGCCUAUGAUGUACGGUGGUUCUCUCCUGAGUGUCUCCACAGCCAUGACCAAUACAACGAGUCUUUUAAGCGUCACUAAUACCACCUCGGACAGUAUGCAUUCCAUUAGCAGCGACGAAUAUACCACCCCAAAUUCCGGUGUCUGCAUAAAACAAGGACACGCGAAAAUCAAGUCAAUGAAACCCACUGCGAGUGUCGCUGCCAUGGCUAGUUCUACAAUGGAUAGUCAACUUGAAGAGGACAAGGACGAAGCCACAUUAAUGCCAGCUCCUCUUCCUGGAAUUUUGCAGGUCUAUGCGGCCUACGAAACAGGUUUAGCGUCCGGAACAAGUUUAAAGCUACACGUAACCCCAAGAACCACAGCAAGGGAGGUGGUAGACUUAGUGGUUAAGCAGCUCAAUAUGGCCGUAGUUUUGAAAGGCCAAGAAGGGCCAAUCUACACGUCCGAUGAAUUACCUAACUUUUGCCUAGUUGCCGUAAUUGGUGCGAGAGAACGUUGCCUCAGGGAUGAUUUUAAACCCCUUCAGCUUCAAAAUCCAUGGAAAAAGGGUCGACUCUAUGUCAGACAGAAACAAGACGUCCUCGCUGCUUUGGAACACAGCAGUAAACAAUCUGCGUAUUUGUAGCAUGAUAAAAAUGAAGGAACAAACGAGUCUUGUGUUAAAUGACAAAAUAUAAGAUCAAUAUUAUUUCUCCCCAGCAGAAUUUAAAUAGUUUUCGAAAGCCGAAGAAC